Molecule: messenger RNA, 504 nt
Organism: Gaeumannomyces tritici R3-111a-1
Lineage: Eukaryota; Fungi; Ascomycota; Sordariomycetes; Magnaporthales; Magnaporthaceae
Exons: 2
Coding region: 1-504 (167 amino acids)
Molecular function (GO): RNA nuclease activity; RNA binding
Source: RefSeq, a predicted model, not a curated record
AUGCACUUCCUUUCCGCCCUCGUCGCUACUACGGCCGCGUUCGCCGUCCCUGCCCUCGCGGGGCCUCUCCCUGAGGAUGUUGCCCCCACCAAGAUAGAGGCUCGCGCUCCGUUCGUCACCUGCCGCCCCACGCUCGCCGGCACGAACACCGUCAAGCCCUACCGGGUCGACGUGGCCCGCGCCCAGUCGCAGGCCCGCGUCGCCGGCCUGAAGGAGGGCAUUAGCGGCGACCCACACCGCUACUUCAACGGCGACAACCUCCGCUUCGGCGUAACCAACUGCGACAAGGCCGGGUCCAUCCUGCUCGAGUACCCCAUCUACUGGGUCGGCAAGAACGGCGACUGGCAAAAGGACGUCAAGACGGAAAAGCAGCCCGGCGGCGCCACCCCGAUCCGCACCGUCUACGCCAACGUCAACGGCGCUAUCAUCUUUUGCGGCGUCAUGACCCAUUCCAGCGUCACGGCCGAAAACCAGGGAACUCAGAGGUUCCAGCGGUGCACCUAG